This is a messenger RNA of Hydractinia symbiolongicarpus, 1719 nucleotides long. RefSeq names its product sorcin-like. Bases 106 to 1041 code for a protein of 311 amino acids. Gene Ontology annotation, molecular function: calcium ion binding. The transcript has 7 exons. The record is from RefSeq and is a predicted model, not a curated record. Lineage: Eukaryota; Metazoa; Cnidaria; Hydrozoa; Anthoathecata; Hydractiniidae.
AAAACCGAGGCUAAGGGGUUUUGACUUAUUAAGUAAAAAAAUGGCAAUUUCAAAUUUUCAAUUUCGAUUUUUUUCAGCUGUAUAAUAUGAGAUAGAAAAAAUAACAUGUGGCUAAUACCGGAUGGGCCUCGCUGCUCUCAACUCACCACACUGGAUUUGCCUUGCUUCACAAAAAUGGAAGGGUAUCAGCAAGCAUACAAUCAAGGUGGCUACCAGCAACAACAGCAAGGUUAUCGACAGCCGGGUGGGCAUCAGCAGCCACCAAGUGGAUACCAGCAGCAACCUCCAGGUGGUUACAGACCACAGCAACCAGCAGGCUACCAACAGCAACAGCCAGGAGGCUACCAACAGCAACAGCCAGGAGGCUACCAACAGCAACAGCAAGGAGGCUACCAGCAAAACUAUCAACAACAGGGCUAUCAACCACAGCAACCUGGUGGUUACCAGCAGGGCUACUCACAAAUGCGAUAUCAGCCAGGUCAGGCUGGACCUGUAUCAGGACAACGUCCUACUCCACAAGGGAUUGAUCCAACACUGUGGGGAUGGUUUCAGGCUGUAGAUCGAGACAAUUCUGGUUCCAUCACAGCUGAUGAGCUGCAACAAGCGUUACUUAACAAUAACUGGUCUCAUUUCAACGGCGAAACAUGUCGACUUAUGAUAGGGAUGUUCGAUAAAGAUAGAUCAGGAACUAUAGAUGUAUACGAAUUUGCAGCACUAUGGAAAUACAUCCAAGAUUGGAAAGCGUGUUUUGAUAGGUUUGAUACUGACCGAUCGGGUACUAUUGACGAAGGAGAACUAAUCCAAGCCUUUACAACUUUCGGAUAUCGGCUUUCACCACAGUUCUGCGGUUUGUGCGUGCGAGUAUUCGACCGGAACAACGUGCGCACGAUGAAAUUCGAUGACUUCAUACAAUGUUGUGUCAUGUUGAAAACGCUGACAGACGCGUUUCGAAAACACGACACACGACAAGUUGGAGUCAUCAAUAUCAAUUAUGAACAGUUUUUGGAAAUGGUGCUGGACAACACUCUAAGCGGUAUUUGAUAUCUAAGUGACGUUCCAACACAGUGCUACAAAGAAAUUAAAUAUAAUUUUAUAUCAUCGAAGUAAAAACGAAUUUUUCUAAUGUAGGAGAGAUUGUCAGCACUGGAACUGUAUAAAUGAAUUUGCGAGUUUUACAGAUCUGCCAUCUGAACGAAUAUUUCUUUAUCUCUAUAAUAAUAGCCGUCGUCUGUCUGUCUCUGUGCGGACCCCCGCUGAGUUAGAAAAUCAUGUUACGGAAACACGAAUAUCAAAUGCGAUAUAUUUUUAUCCACUUUGUUGCGACGGGUAAAUAUAAAGGACGGCCGAACCCGUGGAUUUUUCCACGGGCUAACGACUAGUGUUUUAUUUCUUAACAAUGCUGUUAGUCUAUGAAAAAAGAAAAUUUUUGUUUCUUUAACCACGUUUUCUACUCUUUUUAUUUUUUGUACCUGUGUCAUGUUCACACGCACCAUGGUUAAAGUUGCACAUUAUUUUUAAAAUUGAUAAAAUAAAUCUAUUCAUGCUUGUUGAAACAUAGAGAAAUCUUAAGAAAGCAGGGGAAGUUGCGUUGCACUUGGUUUCCUGGGUACAAAAAAGCGCAAACUCUGUAGACACUCUUUUAUACACCUAUUUUCACUGUAAUUGUACGAAAUUUUGUUUUUAAUAAAAUUAAAACGAAGACCGUCAUCAUUAACUUAA